AUGGUAGCGUACGUGAGGAUAUGUCAGGCGCGGUGUGUUGUUGUUAUUUUGAUAGUGUUGGUGUUUUCUCCUGUGUCCGAUGCCCGAGCGAUUAAAAUAGGCGUGGGAGUUGGCGUGGAAAACGCGCUGAAGCUGCAGGCGGCGGUGAUAGCAGCGCUGCGCGGCGAGGAGGAGGCCGAGGUGCCACUUGCCACCGCCGAGCCCGACGAGCCGCUGUCCGAGCCUAAUAUUAUAUGUAAACAAGCGAGUGACAGUGUGAACGCCUCGGUGGGCGUCAGCGCGGGCGCGGUCGCCGCCACGCGCGCCGGCCUCGCGUUGCUGCUGACGGAGCCCGCUCCGGAGAACAAAGCUUCUUCCAGUGCUCUGGAACUGUAUCCACACUCCGAUGUUCUCGCUAAGACGUGUGCAGCGCUGUGCACUGAGAAGGACUGGCGACACGCGGUGUUGCUUCACGAGGGCAGCGCGCGGGUGGCGGCGCACCUCACGACCUCGCCCGAGCUGCUGUCGCUGCGCGCGCGCCAGAUUCCGCCGCCGCAUGACGACCACGGACUUAGGAACUUACUGCUGGUGCUCAAAAAAUGGGGUGCUACUAAUUUCAUAGUGUGGUGUAACGCGACCUGCAGCGUGCGUGUUCUGGACGCGGCGCAGCGCGUGGGUCUGCUCGCCGACCGACACUCGUACAUCAUGUCGUCGCUAGACCUGCACACGAUGUCGCUUGCGAACUACAGCUACGGCGGCGCAAACAUUACUAGUCUACGUUUAUUUAAUCCCGAAUCCAAGAAGGUAUCCGAAGCAAUGACGGCUUGGAGUGAAGAAUAUAGAAAGCUUACGGAAGACGCCGAAGUUAACGAAGAAGAAAUAGCGCAGAUAGUAGCAAAUCCACCGACAUCACUUCUUCUGUCCUACGACGCAGUCAAGUUGGUAGCGGCCGCAAUAAAGCAUCUCAACCUGACGCCGCAAGCUUCCGGCGACUGUCUCUCGGGGAAAGCGUCAUUCCACGCCGACACGCUGCUGAAUUACUUGCGUUCGGAGCGAUGGGAGGGCCUGAGCGGGCCGUUGUCGUGGGAGGCGGGCGGCGGCCGGCUCGAGGUGCGGCUGUACGCGACGGAGCUGGAGCGCGGCGGCCGCCUCCACACCGUGGCGUCGUGGACGCCGCGCGCCGGCCUCGCGUGGCGCCCGCGCCCGCCCGCGCCUCCGCUGCCCAAGAAUAUUAUGACUAACCGCACCUUUGCGGUCCUCAUCGCUGAGAACAAUCCGUACAUCAUGAAACAGCAAUCAACCGAUCGUCUGUCCGGAAAUAAUCGCUAUGAAGGUUUUUGCAUCGAGCUGAUCGAUCGUCUGGCAAAAUUUUGGAAAUUUAACUACACCUUCAUAGUGCAACCGGACGGUCUAUAUGGCACCCUCAACAAGACUACUAAUCAGUGGGACGGAAUGAUGCGACGUCUCAUGGACGAUCCGAACAUAGACUUCGCGAUCACAGAUCUUACUAUAACGGCGGAGCGCGAGCAGGCCGUGGACUUCACAACUCCCUUCAUGAAUCUAGGCAUUAGCAUCUUGUUCAGGAAACCGCAGCCGCCGGAACCCGCGCUUCUAGCUUUUCUUUUGCCCUUUUCCAAUGGGGUUUGGUUGUGCCUGGGCUUUGCAUACGUGGGCACGUCACUAGUGCUAUACGUGAUUGGAAGACUGUGCCCCGAGGAAUGGCAGAAUCCCUACCCGUGCGUGGACGACCCGCCCGCCCUAGAAAACCAGUUUACGAUUGGCAACGCACUGUGGUUUAAUCUUGGCGCUGUCUUGCAACAAGGUUCAGAGAUCGCGCCUGUAGCAUAUGGUACGAGAGCGGUUGCGAGUGUAUGGUGGAUGUUCGCGCUGGUCAUCACAAGCUCGUACACGGCCAACCUGGCGACGCUCCUCGCCACCAAAUCCUCCACCGAGCUUAUCAGCAGUGUGCGCGAUCUCGCUGACAACCCGUACGGCAUCACAUAUGGUGCCAAGGCGGGCGGAUCCACAUAUACAUUUUUCGAGCUUUCUACUUCGGAGCUUUAUAAAAAAAUGUUCGCCGAAAUGAAAAAGCAAGAAAUGCCUAAGAACAACACUGUGGGUAUACAAAAAGUAAAGGAAGACAAUUACGCCUUCCUUGCGGAGUCGACCACUAUCGAGUACACCACCGAACGUGACUGCGAAGUGAUCAGGGUAGGAGAUUUACUUGACAGCAAAGGUUACGGGAUUGCAAUGAAAAAAGGAUCCGAGUAUCGCCAAGCUCUCAAUCUCGCGCUACUGAACCUGCAAGAGGCGGGAGUGCUGCGCGAGAUGAAGCAUCGCUGGUGGAAGGAGAUGCACGGCGGCGGCGCCUGCCAGCCGAAAGAUGAACACGAAAGCGAGGAGCUAUCUAUGCGCAACUUCAUGGGUCUGUUCCUGGUUCUGGUGGUGGGGUGCGCGCUGGGUGUGAUGGUGUCGUGCUGCGACCUAGUGUGGACGGCGUGGCGCCACCCGCGCGAUCCGAUGCGGCCCUUCACUAAUAACUUCUGGUCGGAGCUACUUUUCGUUUUCCAUUUCGAACAAUCGGUCAAACCCGUGCGCGGUCCACUGCAGCCCGAACCUAGCGUCCGCGACUCGCCCGCCGUCUCGUUUCGGUCCGAGCUCAGCGGGGAAAGCAACCUCAACAGUGAUGAGAAGAUGGAGGACGAGGAGAUGAGGGAAGAGAGCCGGCGGCGCCUGCGGUCGGGGUCGCAACGCUCAGGGCGCUCGGAACGCUCCGGGCGCUCGAGGAGGCCCAGCGCGCGCCGGCGCUCCUCCAUGCACGCGGCGAGCGUGCGCCUGGCGCGCCACGCCACACGCGCCUCCGAUACGCCCGGCCGUGCCACGCCGCGC
Molecule: messenger RNA, 2868 nt
Organism: Brenthis ino (lesser marbled fritillary)
Lineage: Eukaryota; Metazoa; Arthropoda; Insecta; Lepidoptera; Nymphalidae
Source: the annotation of a GenBank genome assembly